Molecule: messenger RNA, 1541 nt
Organism: Zophobas morio
Lineage: Eukaryota; Metazoa; Arthropoda; Insecta; Coleoptera; Tenebrionidae
Product: alpha-tocopherol transfer protein-like
Exons: 7
Coding region: 320-1240 (306 amino acids)
Cellular component (GO): membrane
Molecular function (GO): phosphatidylinositol bisphosphate binding
Source: RefSeq, a predicted model, not a curated record
ACUACAACGAAACCGUGUAACAUUAACCUCAUGAAUUUGCCACGGAAAGACUUCAAUCAAUAACACUGUGUUUAGGGAACAGGUGUUCUGUGCGUCGUCAGUAAUAUGAAGGGUCUGCAGGAUAUAGGAAAAAUCCUGUUUUCUGCGCAUUUCAGCAACGCAUCCUGUGAGGGUUUCCAAAUAAGUCAAUAACACUAUUCCGUGUUUAUCAAGCAAGUGUGAGGGUCAAUCCAGCUCAGGAUAAUCUGAAAUUUAUUACAUUAUGCUGUAAUCCUAUACACGGUUUAAUUUUCUCCGCAGAACAAUAUAAUUUCGGACGAUGCCCAUCGAAAAUUCAGUUACGGUUUCCCCUCUCAGGCAAUCACUGGCUACCGGAGAUCCCAGUGGAUCAUUUUCCUUCGAUGCCGAAUGGCAAAAACGAGCCGAGGAAGAAUUAAAUGAGACUCCAGAGAAUGUGAAACAGGAACUUUUUGCGUUGCGUCAAAUGGUAAAAAAUGACACCAACUUAAAUGUCCCCGAAGGCGAUUCUUUCCUUCUGCGUUUCCUACGGGCAAGGAAAUUUGACGGCAAGAAGGCCUUUCACAUGAUGCAAAGGUAUUAUCUUAUGAAGUUAAAAUGUCCUGAACUAUUCGCCUGUCCAUUACCUUCUGAAAACGCCAAGGUUUUUGAUCUACAAGCUCAAAAUAUGUUACAAGAAAGGGACCAACUUGGAAGGCGGGUUUACAUAAUUAGAAUGGAUUAUUUUGACUCCAACAUCGUCACUAUAGACGAUAUAUUCCGAACCAACAUCCUAGCUCUUGAACAAAUCGUUCGAGAGCCGGAAACUCAAAUCGCCGGAAUUGUUCUAAUCUUAGACAUGGCAGGUUUAAGCCUACAACACGCUAAAUUUUUUACUCCUUAUUACGCUAAAAAAAUGGUGGAUUUGGUGCAAGAAACCUUUCCUCUCAGGUUCAAGGGCUUCCACAUUGUCAAUGAACCUUUCUACUUUGAUGCUGUGAUGGCUGUGCUUAAGCCUUUUCUCAAAGAAAAAAUUAGAAAAAGGAUAUUUUUACACGGUAGUGAUAUUAGUGCUCUUCAUGGUUUCAUUUCCAAUGAUAUUCUGCCAGCAGAGUAUGGUGGAAGUGGAAGUAGUUUUGAUAAUAAAGCUUGGUAUAUGCAGCUACUUGCAGAAGAAGCAUAUUUUAAGAACUUAGAAACAUUUGGGUACAAGGUCAACGACGAUGUCACCCAAGACGAAUAAAUAUCAAAAAUUGAUAACGAUGGCAGUGAUGCAAUAAUAAUCUUUUUGUAUUGGGGUUAUACUGAGAGUUUGUGCCCAGAUAAAUUAUAUUGUAAGAAGUGCUAUUAGAUAGCCCACUAGCUUUCUGGGGCUAGAACUUUCGCUAUAAUCCUAGAAAUAGAGUAUUAUAAUAAUAAUGAUAUGUAUUUAUUUUGUUAAAGCUUGCGUACUUGUUACUACAGUUGUUAAGCUUAAAGAGAAAAUAUAGUGAUGAAAAAUGUUAAUCAGAUAUUGUUUGUGGCAGCAAAUAUCAGUUUUAAUA